UCCAUAUACUUUACAUCUAUAUCUACCCUAAUCGUGUCUCAAUAUGAGUAUGUCAAAGCCCACCGCGAGCGACAUUUUAGUAUGUUAUAGCUGCUCGUAUUCUGUGCCGUGACUGGGACUCGACCAGAAUCUGCACUCCACACCGCUAGCACAAGGCUAGUACGGGGGCUCUGCAAUGUAAAGACCGCUACACCACCGCGGCGGUUGUUGUACAGUAGCCCUCGACCCUCAAAUUAUAGCCCCACUCUUCUGGACGCCUCAGGCAGCAAGGAUGCCCUACCACCGUCCAUUUUUGUGGCGUAUUGCUUUUUCUGUGGGUGUUGUGAUAUGGAUCGUGGGGAUUGUUUACUUGGUGGUUCUUGUUGGUGGGAUGAUGGGAUGCCGGCGCUAUGUAUCUGCUUCGACGAGGAGGAGGAGGAGGAGGAGGUGGUUGUGGUGGUGGCACUGGUUGAUCUGCGAGCUCGAUGGGCUGCAUAACAUGGGCAUGGGUCUUGAGGUAUGGGCGAGACUCAGUUACAGGUUGGUGCCAGGGUGGUUGUUGUCGUUGCGAUCUCCUGCGAUGUCGUAUGUAGGAUUGAAGACCCGAUUCCCUUGAGAGUGACGUCGUGCUCGUAUGCCGGCAGGCUGGAAU
Aspergillus japonicus CBS 114.51 is the source of this 631-nucleotide messenger RNA. RefSeq lists its product as uncharacterized. Lineage: Eukaryota; Fungi; Ascomycota; Eurotiomycetes; Eurotiales; Aspergillaceae. The record is from RefSeq and is a predicted model, not a curated record. The coding region runs from base 272 to 595 and encodes 107 amino acids. The transcript has a single exon.